Molecule: messenger RNA, 993 nt
Organism: Dujonia railenensis
Lineage: Eukaryota; Fungi; Ascomycota; Pichiomycetes; Serinales; Debaryomycetaceae
Source: the annotation of a GenBank genome assembly
AUGUCUUUACUUGUUUCUACCGAAAUUGAUUAUCUCGAUGCGCAUGGCAAUAGCGAUGUGGUUCCAGUAUACAAGAAGCUCUUAAGUGAAGUUCAAGAUAAACGUGAUCCUACAACAGGCAAACUUUUGCACCCCUGGAAGUUUGAAGUAGUUCCGGGAUUCUUCAAGCAAUCAGAUGUUGCCACAAAUGAUUUAAAGUUCAACUAUGCCACCGAAGAUUUUGGAAGAACUUCGUCCUGGGCGGAAUUGAUCUCGAAGUUGGAUGGUUUGAAUCGUGAAGCUGGUCCAGACGAAUCUUACAAGUUGUUGUUUCUUGCAAGACACGGUCAAGGGUUCCAUAAUCAAAUCGUUGAAAAAUACGGAAUUGAUGCUUGGAAUGAAAAAUGGUACGGGUUAACGACAGAUGGUGAGGUGACUUAUGCACCAGAUCCAAUGUUGACUGAGUUGGGGAUCAACCAGGCCAAGGAAAACAAUGCUGCAUGGAAGGAGCAAGUAGCACAAGGUUGCCCUAUACCUAGUAAGUUCUAUGUGUCGCCAUUGCAAAGAUCAUGUCAUACUUUGGUCCACACCUGGAAUGGGAUCAAGUCCCAGGAUGUGCAACCUUUAGUGAUCGAGUCUGUCAGAGAAACUAUCGGUCGCAACCUUUGCGAUAAGAGAUCGACUAGAACUGUGAUAAAGGAAAGAUUUGGAAAGGAAAACUUUAUUAUAGACGAAUCGGUCACGGAAAAUGACGAGUUAUUCAGGGAUGAUUGGAGAGAAAGCAUCUCUGAACAAGGUAUCAGAUGCAAUGGCUUCUUACAGUACCUCUUCGACAAAGAGUGGGAAUCUAGUGCCGUAGACAAGACCAAAGCGAUAAAAGAUUCAGUGAUUAACGUCACCUCCCAUGCGGGAACUAUUAGAGCAUUUUUGACAGUAAUAGCCCAUAGAGAGUUUGCUAUUUCCACUGGUGGUAUGAUCCCAGUGGUUGUUAAAGGAACUAGAAAGAUAGAUUGA